UAUCCUUUUGUAUUGCACCGUGGAUUCCACGAAAUCUAGCCCAUUGAAUUAUAGUCCGGAUGGGUGGUCUGUGUUGGAGCCAUGAACCUUUCGGAGCCCUGCGCUACCUUCGUACUCUGAACUCAUGAACAGUGGAGCAAUCUUGCAACGAAGGACUACUUUUCAUAUCUCUCUCACACUUGUGAAAUUCGAGCCUCUGAGCGAUGGAGGCAGUGGGAGUGAGACUUGCCAGAGGGACAAAGCCACCCCAUCUGAAGAGGAACUUGGAGCGGCGGAGGCUGCAGAGGAGGUCUCUUUAUUGCAUGACCAGGGUGCCUCUGGCCACGCGCCCCGAAACGCACGGUUAAAAACCGUCCAGAAUGCGGAGGCAAUUCAACCGGGAACAAUAGGCGGCAAGUUCAUUAUUGGACCUGAAGGAAAAGCACCAUUGGAUUUCGGACCAGCUUGGAGUGAAGAGGAUGAAUCUCCAGGCAAAGCACACCUUCAACCACCGCCAAAAUCUGUGAGUACAUCUGAAAAUGUUGAAUUGUCGCCUCCUUGUGCUCUCCGCGGCCAGCCCGCAGCCCCUCGCACGCAGACCGAUGCCAAGAGCCCGAAUGAGGGGAAGCAAGAUGCCCAGUUGUGUGCCGCUCCCACUACUGAGGAGAGUCUCGCCCUUCCCUUGGUGUCUGGGACUAGCCACGGCAAAGCACAGACUGAGGCGGAGCGUGGCAAAGUACCAGAGGAGGAAGGAGCCUUGAAAGAUCAAACCGAGAGAGUCGUGAGCUCCUGUAUCCUCCCAGAGCGCGACUUGACAGGUAAACAUCCAGACACCCAGGUGGAGACGAAGACUGGAGUCGAGAGUGGUCUGCCACUCGAGAAAGUUGUGACUGUCUCUCAACACGCAGAGAAAGACUACGUCAAACUUAAACCCCAGUCCUUGCCCGUCAUUGCUGAGAAGAGCCCGGGUGUAAUGAGAAGCCCCAGUGGCAACCAGGGUAAAACAGGGAGAAGAGAGAAGCCAGUCCGGCAGACCAACCGCCUGUCCUGGCAAGAGAGUGAAAUGAAGGUGAAAAUCCAAGUGAGCAGCAAGAAGUAUCCAAGAGUGGAGAGCUUGCGAAGUGCCGGUGAGAUGCUGCACAGGAGAGUGGGCCAGACUGUGGCUGAACAAGGGAGAGGGAAGAGCAGAACCUUGGAUAACAGUGACAUCCACACUCUUUCCGAAGAGCUCGAGCAGGGUCACGACAUCCCAACCCCAGAAAAAACAAAGUCGGGUGCACGGGAUCGCAAGAUGCUGAAGUUUAUCAGUGGGAUCUUCACAAAGAGCAUCGGCUCUGUGUCUCUCUCGUCUGCCAGUGGUGGAUUAACUCCAAAGGAUUUUGCUCCAGGUGCCAGAGGUCCUUCCUCAAGCCCAAAGGCCUUUGUGAACAGUCAGGAAUGGACGUUAAGCCGCUCGGUUCCGGAGCUCCGCUUGGGAUUGGUUGGCAGUCUGCGCAGUGGCAAAUCUGCCCUUGUCCAUCGAUAUCUGACCGGCACUUAUAUCCGGGAUGAGUCUCCAGAAGGUGGUCGAUACAAGAAAGAAAUCAAUGUCAAUGGUCAGAGCCACUUGCUGCUGAUUAGAGAUGAAGGAGGUCCCCCUGACACACAGUUUUCCACGUGGGUCGACGCCGUUAUAUUCGUCUUCAGCUUGGAAAAUGAGAAGAGCUUUCAGACCAUCUACAAUUACUACACGCGGCUGGUGAGCUACAGAAGUGCAACCGAGAUCACCGUCAUGUUGGUGGGAUCGCAGGAUGCAAUCAGCGCCACCAAUCCACGAGUCAUUGACGAUGCCCGGGCACGCAAGCUCUGUGCCGACCUGAAACGAUGCAUGUAUUACGAGACCUGCGCCACGUACGGCCUCAACGUUGACCGAGUGUUUAACGAAGUUGCCCAGAAGGUGUCGGCGAUUAAGAAGCAGCAGCACCUUUUUGUCACCUCGUGCAAGUCUUUGCCCAGCUCUCCGAGUCAUUCUGCCAGCUCCACCCCAGCCUCCGUCAUGCACAGCAGCCAGACGAGCAACGGCGGCAACAUGACUGAGUAUUCCUCUUCCCUUCCAUCCACGCCGAAUAUCAGCCACCGGGAACUGGCCACGGACAUCUCCCAAGUGUCCGGGACGCCCGGUUCUGUCCGCAAACACUCCAAGCGACGGCCCAGCCUGUUCACGGCUCGGCGGGGAAGUGAUACAGAGAGGCGGAGUCUGGACAGUAAGGCGGACAACAUUGGAAGUGGCCGCGCCAUCCCGAUUAAACAGGGAGUGUUAUUGAAGAGAAGCGGGAACACACUAAACAAGGAGUGGAAGAAGAAGUACGUCACGCUCUGCAACAAUGGUAUCUUGUCCUACCAUCCCAGUUUGCAUGAUUACAUGCAGAACAUCCACGGGAAAGAGAUCGAUCUUCUCCGGACCACCGUUAAAGUUCCCGGCAAGAGGCCCCCGCGGGCUGUUUCAGCCAGUGGAGCCUCCACCAGCUUGAAUGGCCUGGUGGGCAGCGGGCAGGAGAGUGUCGAUUCUCUACUUUCCAGCGGUUUAGACCCCGUUGCCGAGAAGGCAAUCGGCAGCGACGCCAAGGUCACGGGGAAUCUCCCCACCCGCUCGCCCAUGGCCAGCGCCGAGCAGUGGAGUGAAAACGUCUUACACACCCCUGAAGGAGCUGGUGCAGGGGAAGCCGCCUGCAGUCACUCGAGCAGCAAGCUGGACUUGCCGCCCUCGCCCCAGAUCAACCGCAAGAAGCAUCGCAGGAAGAAGAGCGUGAGCAAGGCUGACGGCGGCAUGCCGGGCCUGGCAGAAGCCAGGCGCAGGGUGUGGAAAUUAAAGCGUUUUGGUAGUUUAAGAAAUAUAUGCAGAGCAGAGCAAGAGGAGAACAUCGAGUUCACCAUUGUCUCCAGCACUGGCCAGAUGUGGCACUUUGAAGCUGUGAAUUUUGAAGAGAGAGAUGCCUGGGUCCAAGCCAUUGAGAGUCAAAUCCUGGCCAGUCUGCAGUCCUGCGAAAGUAGCAAAAACAAGGCUCGGAUGGACAGCCGGAGUGAAGCUGUCGCCCUUCAGGCGAUCAGGAAUGCAAAAGGCAACUCGUUCUGUGUUGACUGCACUGCUGCAAAUCCCACCUGGGCAAGUCUCAACCUCGGCGCACUCAUCUGCAUUGAGUGCUCUGGAAUUCACCGCAACCUUGGCACCCACCUCUCGCGGGUCCGGUCCCUGGACCUUGACGACUGGCCUUUGGAGCUAACUCUCGUCUUGACGUCCAUCGGGAACGAGAUGGCAAACUGUGUGUGGGAGAGGAAUACCCGGGGGCGCACUAAGCCCACCCCAGAAUCCACACGGGAAGAAAGGGAGAACUGGAUCCGAGCCAAAUAUGAGCAGAAGCUCUUUGUCGCCCCCUUGAAAUACCGUGACAUGGCCUUUGGGAAGCAGCUGUUCCGAGCCGUCAUGGAGAAGGAGCUGCACAACAUCUUACUGCUCCUUGCUCACGCCAAGAAGGAGCACAUCAACGAAUGCACCGAUGACAAGGACAGGCGGACGGCACUGCACCUUGCCUGCGAGCUCAAGGACGUGGUGAUAUCGCAGCUCCUGGUCUGGUACGGCAUUGACGUGCGGGCCAGAGACGUGAACGGAAACACAGCCUUGUACUACGCCAGGCGGGCAGGGAGCCAGGAAUGCAUGGAUGUGCUGUUGCAACAUGGCUGCCCCAGUGAUGGCUGUAGUACAACACCCAGCGUCAGAAGGAAAAGUCUCGGGAGAACUGACUCCAAGUUUGCACAUUAGGCACAAGCCUUUGAAGCAUUCCUUUUCCACACCUUGACAUUCCCAAAGGGCAGCCUUCACAUUCUUCCCAAACCACUUCGCCCCUCCCCCCCCAUUCAUCCCCACCCUCCGACCCAUUUUAUUGCAGGAUCUGGUGAUCAGGACGCACACUUCAAGGAAGCUGAUCUUACAACAAGCGACAAUGUCAGUGGUCUCAAAGCCGACUGACUGAGCGAUCGGAACUGCUGUUCUUUGAUGCAAGAUCUGCCCGGUGUUUUAAGGCUUAUUUCCUGAACUCUCCUUUCUAGGUGAUAUCUGAAGGUAACGCCAGUGUCCCAAUUUGUAGAGCAGCUUUGGGAGUAAAGAUUUGAUAAUUCCUUUCAAAAAAAAAAAAUAGAUUGGAAGUUGUUUACACAAAUCAAAAGCCGUGAUGUGCUGGAUUCAUGCACCUGCAGUAAGUCACAGAAGCCAGUUUUCAACUCCAAACGUUUUAUAUUUGACAUAAUGAAGAUGUUGUCAGUUUUAUUUUCUAACUGUUUUAAUGGUGGCCCUACCAAAUGUUCCCUUGCAGUUUUUUGUUUUUUUUCAGACGUGCAAUUGUAUUUAAAUUUGUAAAGGAAAUUUGUGUGUAAUAUUGGAUAUUACAGUAUUCAGUGA
This is a messenger RNA of Leucoraja erinaceus (little skate), 4411 nucleotides long. Its product is annotated as arf-GAP with GTPase, ANK repeat and PH domain-containing protein 1-like. The transcript is spliced from 19 exons. The coding region runs from base 125 to 3775 and encodes 1216 amino acids. Lineage: Eukaryota; Metazoa; Chordata; Chondrichthyes; Rajiformes; Rajidae. Gene Ontology annotation, cellular component: nucleus. The record is from RefSeq and is a predicted model, not a curated record. Gene Ontology annotation, molecular function: protein binding; GTPase activity; GTP binding.